AUGCCAAAAUCUAAAGCAAACCAGGUGACUCUCGCGCCUGCAAUCAUCGAUAGUGAUAACAACGAUGCACGGAGGCUGGCUGAGAUGGGCUACAGCCAGAACAUGGCGCGCAACUUCUCCGUGCUCUCGUUGUUAGGCGUUGCGUUCUCCCUGGCGAACUCGUGGUUCGGUGUAUCCGCCUCUCUCAUCACGGGUAUCAAGUCCGGCGGGACGGCGUUGACUAUCUAUGGUAUCCCGUGGAUCGCCGUGAUUUCGACAUGCGUUGGCGUCUCACUGUCGGAGUUGGCCUCGGCCAUGCCAAACAGUGGUGGACAGUACUUCUGGGCCGGCGAGCUGGCUCCGCGGAGGUACGCAAGCUUCGCUGCGUACCUGACAGGCUGGCUGGCAUGGUCUGGGGCCAUCUUCACCUGCGCCAGCGUAGCGCUGAGCCUGGCCACCGCGUGCGUGGGAAUGUGGCAGCUCUCGCACCCGGAGUUUGUGAUCCAGCCGUGGCAUGCGGUGGUCGCGUACGAAGCAAUCAAUCUCUUUGCGUUCUGCUUCAACUGCGUGGGCAAGGUGCUGCCGGCGGUCGCCACGACGACCCUGUACGUCUCUCUGGUCUCGUUCGCCGUGAUCCUCAUCACCGUGCCCACAGCGGUGCCGACGCACGCACCGGCGCGUUUCGUCUUCGGGCACUUUGUCAACUCGACCGGAUGGCUCUCGGACGAGCUCGCGUUCCUGGUCGGCCUGAUCAAUCCCAACUGGAUCUUCGCCUGCCUGGACUCGGCGACCCACCUUGCGGAGGAAGUCAUCCACCCCGAACGAAGCAUCCCCAUCGCCAUCCUGUGCACGGUGCUGAUUGGAUUCCUGACGUCCUGGACCUACUGCAUCUCCAUGUUCUUCAGCGUCAGCAGCCUCAAUGAGAUCCUGAACACCCCUACCCGCGUCCCUAUCUUGGCGCUGUACUACCAGGCCCUUCAAAGCAGGCUCGGCGCUAUCGUCCUCGAGUCCCUGGUCCUGAUCACCGGACUCGGCUGCCUGAUCGCCUGCCACACCUGGCAAUCACGACUGUGCUGGUCAUUCGCGCGCGACCACGGCCUUCCGUUGUCUACUAUUUUCGCUCGGGUACAUCCCCGCCUGGACGUGCCCUUGCACGCGCACGGCGCGAGCUGCGCCGUCGUGGCGCUGCUGGGACUGCUGUAUUUGGGUUCGUCAACUGCAUUCAAUAGCAUGGUUACCGCGUGCAUCGUGCUUCUGUACGCCUCGUACGUGGUCCCAAUCGUGUGUCUUCUCCACCGGGGCCGGGAGAGCAUUGAGCAUGGACCAUUCUGGCUAGGGCGGGUCGGCCAGAUGUGCAACUAUGGAGUGUUGCUCUGGACGGCGUUCUGCCUGGUAGUAUAUUCCUUUCCGGCAGAGUAUCCGGUGACUGCAGAGAAUAUGAACUAUGUAUGUGUGGUGUAUGCUGUGGUCGGGAUAGUCAUUGCAGGGGAUUGGUUUCUUCGUGGUCGACACGAGUUCCGUGGUCAGACCACGCGACAGCCUGCGAUUGAAGAGUAUGCUCCUAUAUUGUCCACGGAGGAUGAUCCUCCGUGCCAAUGA
This is a messenger RNA of Aspergillus clavatus NRRL 1, 1578 nucleotides long. Its product is annotated as putative choline transport protein Ctr. Gene Ontology annotation, molecular function: transmembrane transporter activity. Gene Ontology annotation, cellular component: membrane. NCBI's taxonomy places the organism in Eukaryota, Fungi, Ascomycota, Eurotiomycetes, Eurotiales, Aspergillaceae. The record is from RefSeq and is a predicted model, not a curated record. Bases 1 to 1578 code for a protein of 525 amino acids. The transcript is spliced from 2 exons. Gene Ontology annotation, biological process: transmembrane transport.